Molecule: messenger RNA, 4116 nt
Organism: Euleptes europaea (tarantolino)
Lineage: Eukaryota; Metazoa; Chordata; Lepidosauria; Squamata; Sphaerodactylidae
Gene: ADCY9
Product: adenylate cyclase 9
Exons: 10
Coding region: 1-4116 (1371 amino acids)
Biological process (GO): cyclic nucleotide biosynthetic process; intracellular signal transduction; adenylate cyclase-activating G protein-coupled receptor signaling pathway
Molecular function (GO): adenylate cyclase activity
Source: RefSeq, a predicted model, not a curated record
AUGGCCUCGUCGUCGCUGGUGCCGCGGCGGCCCCGGAGCACCGAGGUGAGCUGCGACUCGAGCGGCGACCGCGUGACGGUGCGCCUGCAGCCCCGCCUCAGCAGCCCCCAGACGGCGCCGCCGCCGCCGCCCCCUCCGCCGCCCUGCAAGUCCAGCGUCUCGUCGGGCUGCAGCAGCUCGGGGGGGGACUCGGUGGCGGCGGCGGCGGGUGCGGCGGGGCGGGGGUCCGUGGCGUUCCCGGGGCCCGGCGGCGGCGGGGGCGCCCGGCGGGGGCGUCGGGGGGGGCGGGGGCGGGGGGGGCUGCCGCAGCUGUUCGAGCGGGCGUCGGGGCGCUGGUGGAGCCCGCAGUUCGACUCGCGCGCCCUGGAGGCGGCGUGCCGGGAGCGCUGCUUCCCGCAGGCGCGGCGCCGCUUCCGCUACGCGCUCUCGUACGCCGGGGCGGCGGGGCUGCUGUGGGCCGCCUACGUGGGCGCGCGGCUGGGGCCCGGCGGGGCGGCGGCGGUGGCCGGGCCGGCCCUGGGCGCCCUGGCCGCCGCCCUGGCCGCCUUCCUCUUCACCUUCACGCGCGCCUACGCCCGCCACCACGGCGCCGCCUCGCUCGCCCUCACCCUCCUCCUCUUCGCCCUCACCCUGGCCCCGCACCUGCCCGUCCCUUCCGGGGACCCCCCCCGCAACGCCACCGCCACUGCUCCCGCCCCCGCCGCCGCCGCCGCCGCCGGCUGCCUCUUCUCGCCCGUGGGCAGCUUCUCCAUGUGCGUGGCGGCGCUGCUGCUGCUCUACACGGUGCUGCACCUGCCCCUCUACCUGAGCCUGGCGCUGGGCCUGGGCUACUCGGCCCUCUUCGAGACCCUGGCCUACCUCUUCCGCGACGACCGCUGCUGGGGGGAGGCGGAGGCCGGGGGCCCCCGCCCGCUCCCCUGGGAGGUGCUGAGCAAAGCCCUGCUGCACCUCUGCAUCCACGCCACCGGCAUCCACCUCUUCAUCAUGUCCGAGGUGCGGUCCAGGAGCACCUUCCUGAAAGUGGGCCAGUCCAUCAUGCACGGCAAGGACCUGGAGGUGGAGAAGGCCCUCAAGGAGCGCAUGAUCCACUCCGUGAUGCCCAGGAUCAUCGCCGACGACCUGAUGAAGCAGGGGGACGACGAGAGCGAGAACUCCGUCAAGCGCCACUCCACCUCCAGCCCCAAGAGCCGGAAGAAGAAGCCCUCCCUGCAGAAGAACCCCAUCAUUUUCCGCCCUUUCAAGAUGCAGCAGAUAGAGCAAGUCAGCAUUUUGUUCGCAGACAUCGUGGGCUUUACUAAAAUGAGCGCCAACAAGUCUGCCCAUGCCCUGGUGGGGCUCUUGAAUGACCUCUUUGGUCGCUUUGACCGCCUGUGCGAGGACACAAAAUGCGAGAAGAUCAGUACUUUGGGCGACUGUUACUACUGUGUGGCCGGGUGCCCCGAGCCCCGAGAGGACCAUGCCUACUGCUGCAUCGAGAUGGGCCUGGGCAUGAUCAAAGCCAUCGAGCAGUUCUGCCAGGAGAAGAAGGAGAUGGUGAACAUGCGGGUAGGGGUUCAUACUGGGACCGUCCUGUGUGGCAUUCUGGGGAUGCGGCGGUUUAAAUUUGACGUGUGGUCCAAUGACGUCAACUUGGCCAACCUGAUGGAGCAGCUGGGUGUGGCUGGGAAGGUCCACAUUUCGGAGGCAACUGCAAAAUAUCUGGAUGACCGUUAUGAAAUGGAGGAUGGGAAGGUGAUUGAGCGGGUUGGCCAGAGCGUGGUGGCAGACCAACUUAAAGGUAUGAAAACAUAUUUGAUCUCUGGUUUGAAAGUUAAGGAGCCCCUUUGCAGCUGCUCACAGGCUCUGCUUCCAGGCCUUGAGGCAGGAGACAGAAGCAAGUUACAGAAAGCCUCAUCGGUGGAGAAUGUUGGUGAUUUAGCAAAGGUUUUCAGACAACCAGAGAAAAACAAGACAUGCCCUUCAUGCAGCGUUACGUUGGCACCUACCUGUGCAGCUAGUACAGAGGAAGGAGCUAUCCAAAAUGGAUGUCAGGAUGAACAUAAAAACCCCACAAAGGGCCCUGCGGGGUGCAGUCCGAAGGCCCAGAAUGGGCUUCUGAGUCCUCCGCCAGAAGAGAAGCUGAGCAACAGCCAGACGUCGCUGUAUGAGAUGCUGCAGGAGAAAGGGAGGUGGGCUGGAGUAAGCCUGGACCAAUCGGCUCUGCUGCCCUUAAGGUUCAAAAACAUCCGAGAGAAGACAGAUGCUCACUUUGUGGAUGUGAUUAAAGAGGACAGCUUGAUGAAAGACUAUUUUUUUAAACCACCCAUUAACAAACUGAGCCUGAACUUCCUGGAUCGGGAUUUGGAGAUGGCAUACAGGAGCAGCUAUCAAGAAGAGGUGAUAAGAAAUGCGCCGGUGAAGACUUUUGCCAGUGCUACCUUCAGCUCCCUUCUGGACGUGUUCCUGUCUGCAGUCGUCUUCCUCAUCCUGUCCGUCACCUGCUUCUUGAAACACGGGAUGGCUGCGUCCCCUCCCCCUCCGGCAGCGGUGGCUGUGGUUGUCAUCGCCAUCCUGUUGGAGAUGCUGUCCCUCUUCGUCUCCAUUAGAAUGGUGUUCUUCUUGGAGGACGUCAUGGCGUGCACCAAGCGGCUGCUGGAGGUGAUUGCCGGCUGGCUGCCCCGACACUUUAUUGGUGCCAUUUUAAUCUCCCUCCCUGCUAUUGCAGUCUUCUCACACUUCACUUCUGAGUUUGAAAACAACAUCUAUUGCACGAUGUUCAUGUGUUCCACGAUCCUAAUCACGAUCGUCCAGUAUUGUAACUUCUGCCAGCUCAGCUCUUGGAUGAGAUCAUCUCUGGCCACUCUUGUGGGAGGCGUCCUGCUCCUCUUGCUCUAUGUGUCUCUGUGUCCUGACAGCUCCAUGAUCUCCCACCCGGAUUCAGCACAGAACUUCAGUUCCCCAAACAAUCCAUACAACAGGACGGCUUCUGAGGACUUCAGGAGGCCAGCAGACUUGAUUGGUCAGGAGGUGGUUGUGGGUUUCUUCCUUCUGCUACUCUUGGUUUGGUUCUUGAAUCGAGAGUUCGAAGUCAGUUACCGCCUCCAUUACCAUGGCGAUGUGGAAGCCGACCUCCACCGCACGAAGAUCCAGAGCAUGAGGGAUCAGGCGGACUGGCUGUUGCGGAAUAUAAUUCCCUAUCACGUGGCCGAGCAGCUGAAAGUCUCUCAGAGCUACUCCAAAAACCAUGACAGUGGCGGAGUGAUCUUUGCCAGUAUUGUAAACUUCAGUGAGUUCUACGAGGAAAACUACGAAGGCGGCAAGGAGUGCUACCGGGUCCUGAACGAACUGAUUGGAGACUUUGACGAGCUCCUGAGCAAGCCGGAUUACAGCAGCAUCGAGAAGAUCAAGACCAUCGGGGCCACGUACAUGGCCGCCUCUGGGCUCAACGCCUCCCAGUCCCAGGACAGUAGCAGUCCGCACGGACACUUGCAAACCCUCUUCGAAUUUGCCAAAGAAAUGAUGCGAGUGGUGGAUGACUUUAACAACAACAUGUUGUGGUUCAACUUUAAGCUGAGGAUUGGCUUUAACCACGGGCCCCUGACAGCUGGGGUCAUUGGCACCACCAAGCUGUUGUAUGACAUCUGGGGGGACACUGUGAACAUAGCCAGCAGAAUGGACACCACAGGAAUGGAGUGUCGCAUCCAGGUGAGUGAGGAGAGCUACCGCAUCCUGAGCAAAAUGGGGUAUGACUUUGAUUACAGGGGGACAGUCAACGUGAAGGGCAAAGGUCAGAUGAAGACCUUUCUGUACCCCAGGUGCACGGAUAACGGGAUUGUCCCCCACCACCAGUUGUCUAUCUCUCCAGACAUCCGUGUCCAAGUGGACGGCAGCAUUGGGCGGUCUCCCACAGAUGAGAUCACCAACCUGGUGCCUUCUGUACAGAACUCGGACAAGGCUCCCCACGCCUAUGAUCAUAACUCAGAGUUUUUGCCAUAUUUCAAGAAGUUCCCAAAAGAGUCUGUAAAAUCAGACGACCGGCACAGGUUUGGUAAGCUUGGUGAGAAAAACGACUGUGUGGAAGCAGGUCCUGAGGAGGCUGACGAAAAGACCAAGCUGAACAACUCGAGGAGCGUGUGA